This is a messenger RNA of Procambarus clarkii (red swamp crayfish), 2611 nucleotides long. RefSeq names its product chromatin complexes subunit BAP18. NCBI's taxonomy places the organism in Eukaryota, Metazoa, Arthropoda, Malacostraca, Decapoda, Cambaridae. Gene Ontology annotation, cellular component: MLL1 complex; NURF complex. The record is from RefSeq and is a predicted model, not a curated record.
UAGUGUGAGCAGGAGUCAAGGGAGAGCGAGAUAAUGACGGUCAGCAGCCUCGGUCACUCUCGCCGGGACACAAACACUGGCCAGCCUCUCCACACCUGUGGUCACCUCUCGUGGCCAACACUGUAGUGAACACGUGUGUGGUCAAUACUCGCACCCUCUAACCCACACCUGUGGUCAAUAUUCACACCUUCUAGCCACACUUUGGUCACCUCUCGUGGCCAAUUCUGUAGUGAACACGUGUGUGGUCAACACUUGCACCAUCUAGCCUACACCUGUGGUCAAUAUUCGCACCCUCUAGCCACACCUGUGGUCACCUCUUGUGGCCAAUACUAUAGUGAACACGUGUGUGUGGUUAAUACUCACACCCUCUAGCCCACACCUGUGGUCAAUAUUCACACCCUCUAGAUACACUUGUGGCCAAUACUGUAGUAAACACAUGUGGGCGACACUUGCAUCGUCUUGCGAGAUCUCCAGUCGAACAUAAUCCUCCAAUACUGUGGUAAAUAAAGUCCACAACACCUGUAGCCAACACUCCCUCAACAUACUUCAUUAUGAACUCUGCCAGCAAGGUUGGCGAGAUCUUUUUGGCUGCAGGGACAGCAUUUAACAAAUUAGCGGAGCUCACAAUGCAGCUGCAUCCAACUGCAGAACAGUCACCUGCAGGCACAAAAUGGACUGAUGAAGAAAUAGAAAUGCUGCGGUCAUCUGUAAAAAGAUUUGGGGAUGAUCUUAACGUUAUCAGUCAGAGGAUAAAGUCACGUACUGUUACUCAAAUUCGGUCUGCACUUAAAAAGAAGGCCUUUGAGGACGCAGGCAUUUCUCCACAAGCUGCAGCUGCUUUACAAACUCAACAGAAUACAACUACACAAGCAAGCGCCAGUGGGGGUGGGGGAAGCAUGCUCGGAGGUCGAGAUGUCACUCUAAAUAUGCUCAAUGCAUCAGAAUCUGAAGUGGAUGUUGAGGGAAUGGGGGGUGUGGGUAUGGAUUUUGAAGGCGCAAAUGAGGUAGUUACUUCUUAAUAAGAUUUGUAUAUGGUAGUACGUAUGAUAAGUUCAUGUUUUGAAGAGUAGCAUUAAGGAUUCAAAGCCUUUACUCUUUGUUUAAAAUGUUGACACUACAAUUCAAUUUUUUGAAAAUGAAAGACUUGGCCUUACAGUUCAACAUUGUACCAUAACAAUUUAUGACGAAGGUUUGUAUUGAUGCCUUGCAAUGUCAGUUCUUUUGUUCCUAUGUUUAUUUUUAUUACAUCAGUGUAGCCAUAAAAAAUGGUCUGUGGCUGUUGGGUUACACGAUGGCAUGAGGAGUUUUUGUAUAUUCAGGUAAGAAAAGAGGAGACCCCUUCAUGGUUUGAUGCAUUCUUACCAUAAUUUAAAAAUUUAUUUACAUAUCUUGGCUGGUUUGUGUUCUUUGUAAGAAAUACAUUUUAUGUGUGCAUGUGUGUGUGCGUAUGUCAUUACCUGAGUGUAGUUAUGGGGCGAGAGCUACGCCUAUGGUGUCCCGUCUUUCCAGCACUGUUAUAUAAAGCUUUGAAACUAUUGGCUGUUCUCACUUAACUUGUUCCAACCAUUUACCACUCUGUUUGCAAACAAAAACAUUCUAAUAUUUUAAUUGGCACCUUUGUUUCCUUAGCUUGAAUCUCUUCUUGUUCUUGAAGUUGCUGGUUUCAGGAAUUCGUCUUUGUCAAUUUGGCUGAUUCCUGUUCUUGUUUUGUAAGUGGUGAUCAGAUCACCCUUCCUUGUUCUAUCUUCUAGCUGUGUGUAUAUGUAAUUACCUAAGUGUAGUUACAGGCUAAGAGCUACACUCGUGGUGUCCCGUUUUCCCAGUACUCUGUCGUAUAACGCUUUGAAACUAAUGGGGUGAGUGUGUGUGUGUGAUAUUUAAUCCUGUUGUAAGAUAAUUUUUACCAGUGCUUGUUGUGCAGAUUGGAAACAAAUGGAUUUAUACAAUCCAAUUUGUUUUUAGUGCAGAACCUUUGCAAAAUUUAAAAUGUCUAGAUUUUAUCUGGAGCCCAUUUAUUACUGUGGCAUCAUUACAAGGAAUUCAUCUCUUCUUGCUGUUGCUGUAUCAUUAUAUGGAACUAGUCUCCUCAUGCUAUUGCUACAACAUUACUGUGUAUGGAACUCGUCUCCUCUUACUGUUGCUGUGUCAUUACACGGAGCUCAUCUGUUACUGUUAGUGUGUCAUUGGAGUGAAGACAGUGGUUUAUGGAAUCUUUUUCAGUUUAAAAGAAAAAGAACUUAAAAAAAAAGUUCUACAAUGUAGUAGAGGAAUUUUUCUCUGAUUCCAGCUUCAAUGGCAGUGUCAGCAUGCACAUGGAAGUUCAUGACUCAGGUUAAAAUGUUUUUGUGUGUUAUGGCAGCUGCAGUAGCAGGGGGGGAGGGCAAACUUUGUGAUUGGGUGAUUUCUCGAGUUAUUUUGGAUACUCAUCAGUAUGUCCCAUCACUUUAAUUUCUGUGAACUAAAUAUAUAUUUGUAGAGAGAUUUAAGAAGUUGAUAAGUACAAAUUUGAAUUAUUUUUGCUUUAUAAUAUUUACCAUGUCAACUGCAGUAUUUUCAGUAUGUAAUGUUCACUCACAAAUUUAUCACCAAAUAAAUUUAUACCUAAAACAUA